Molecule: messenger RNA, 7411 nt
Organism: Monopterus albus (swamp eel)
Lineage: Eukaryota; Metazoa; Chordata; Actinopteri; Synbranchiformes; Synbranchidae
Gene: lrriq1
Product: leucine-rich repeats and IQ motif containing 1
Exons: 28
Coding region: 218-5092 (1624 amino acids)
Molecular function (GO): protein binding
Source: RefSeq, a predicted model, not a curated record
CCGAAGUCGCUAUAAAUGCGAAGUGAUCUUUUCCACUUUCUCUAUAUACUAGCUAACGUUGAAUUAGCUUUAACGUGCUGAAGUAUAUUAUUCGGACGAACAGCAAGUCCGGGUAUUUGCUGGCAAUAAUAGCAUAAACAACUUUCUGACAAUAAAUGGUGGCAAAUGAAUGUAAACGAUAACGUGAAUUGCCAACAAGUCGCUGACGAUUGAAACCAUGACGGAUGUUGAUGAGGCCACAGAUGAUAUUCCACCAUCUCUACUCCGCUACUUUGAAGCCUCAAAAAGCAGAGCAGCAGUUUGUGAGAAGCUUAUUCUCCAAGAACCUGAAGACUUCACUGAAGACAUAAUGGACCUGCCUUUUGGACUCGAAAAAGAUACGAUGAACCUGAAUGAGCAGAUUAUUAGUGAAACAGAAAAUGAGGAGAACAACACUUCCACUGAUACCAGCCUUCUUCCUGCACCCACAGAGAGAGAAGCACUUUUCACUCACAAUGUGGCAGCAUGUCUCAACAAUGAAGAUGAGGCUGAAACAGAUAAAUAUAUGAAGAGUGAGACGCAUUUGGCAUGCAAAGUCAGGAUCCUUAAGAGCUCACUGAAAGAAGUGGAGGUAAAGGAAAGUGGUAAAUUCCACAGAGAACGCAGAGAGAAACAACAGUGUGAGGAGGUGAAGAAACAGGAGCAACAGAGACAAAGAGAAAAAGACUUUCAGGAAGAUCUGAAGAAGAUCAUGGAAGCAGAGAAGCUUCAUCAGAAGGAGAUUGAGUUGUUGGAGAAGAGAGCGCAGGAAAAACUUCAACAGCAGUUGCUGCUUCAGCAGGAGCGGAUUAGCAACUUGCAGAAACAAGUGGAGGAAGAGAGAAGGAUGAGCAAAGAGGAGCAGAUGAGGAUAAAGGAAGAGGAGGAGAAAAAAAAGAAGGCGGAGGAAGAGGAGAAGAAGAGAGAGGAGAAGAAUGGUAGGAAAUGGGUGGAGGAGAAAAUUGAGAGAGAGAUGGAAAAGGAAAGGAUGAAGGAAGAGAUUACAAAAAUCAAAGAAGUCAGACUUAAAGAAGAGGUGGAGAGAAGAAACAAGGAAGAGGAGCCUUGGAAAAAGGAGGAGGAAGAGGAACAGAGGAGAGAGGAGAGGGCUGAAAAGAGGAAAAGUGAAGAAGACAAUAACAAGAUAGAGGAACAGAUGAGGAAGAAGGAGGGAGAGAUGGAAGAGGAAGAGAGGAAAAAGAAGAAAAAGGAGGAUAAUAUAAAGGAGAAGGCAAUGAAUGAGGAAAGAGAGGAGGAAACAAGCAAAGGAGAAAUGGAGGGAAACAAAAAGAGCAAACAUGAAGAAGUGACAUUUGAAGAUGAAUGGGAAGAGGAAGAGAAGAGAAGAGAGCAAGAACUGAGGAUAACUAAGGAGAUUAAGGUGAGGACAUUACAGGAGAAGAUGACGAAAAAGGCAGAUCAGAAAAAAAGUGAGGAGGAAAGAAGAAAAGUAGAAAAGAUGAUGGAUGAACAGGUGAGAAGAAAUAAAGAAGAAAAUCAAAAAACAGAAGAUGAACUGCAACUCAAGGAAGAUAAAGAAAGGAGAAGGAAUCAUGUGGAGAGGAGACUUAGUAGGGAAGAUAAAGAUAUGAUAAGGAAAGAAGAGGAAAAAAAAAUAAAAGAGGAAGAGCAGACGAAAAGACAAAAGGAAGAAAUGAGACAGAGUGAAGAAGAGCGAUGCAAAAAAAUGGCAGAAGCAAGACUCAAGGAAGAGGAGGGGAAUAAAGCGCAUGAAGCGGAGAACCAAAAAGUGGAACAUGAAAAACAAACAAAGGAUAAAGAGAGGGGGCAGGAAGAAGAGAAGACUAAGGUUAGUAACAAUUGUAUGAGAAAGAGGGAGGAUGUGGGAAUAAACAUAGAGGCAGACAAGAGGCAGAUUAAGGAAGAAGUGAGAGAAAACAAAGAAGAAAGAAGAUUGAAAGAAGAGGAGGAAAGCAAAAACAUCAUGGUGCAGGGUACUAAAAAUGAAGAGGGGCUGAGAAGAGCAAGUGAGCUGCAAGAGAAGAAAAGAGAAAGUAGCAGUAUGAAAACUCUAAAUGAGAGAAAGAGGACAGAUAGCACUGGGCACUCCCUGACCUCACACCUGGAAGACAAAGCCACCCCUGGUCCUUUACAUGCUGAGUCCACAGCCAGUCCCACCAGCUCUGGAACUGUGCAGCAACAUGACCUAGAUGAGAACAUUAGUGAGGUCUCCACAUAUAAAUCUAUGGACAAACAAGACGCAGCAGAAAAGCCUUGCACCUCUUUUGGCUCUUUACCCGUGUGCCUCCCAGAGCACACGGAGCAGAAGAGGCUGUCGUGGAUGAAAGACUGUAUCCCUUGGUCCAGACUGUCCCUGCAGAGCAGGAGGAGGCAGAAAAGUUGCGUCUGCAGUCGAAGAGGGCUGAGGAGGGCUGCAGAGGCUGAUGGUCUGCCAUCUCUCUCCCCACACACUCUGCUUCAGGCUACUGGUUGGAAAUCCCUGCAAGAGGUGACCUCAGUGACACUGGAGGACUUGCCUGGCUGUAACUUAUCCACUCUUGUCCAGUGUACUCAGCUUCGGUCUCUUACUCUCAGACGCUGUGGCCUUAGAUCACUGGAGGGCAUCAAGCAGUUACCAGUGCUCUGCUACAUCGAUGUACAGGACAAUGACAUUUCAUUUGUGGACUGUGAAAAUAUGACCGGUCUACGGGUGCUUCGACUUGGCCACAACAAGCUGACGUCCAUCCAUGGUUUAAGUGGUGCCGACAAUUUGGACGUUCUCGACCUCUCACACAACGCCAUCACCCGUAUUGCUGGUCUGGAGUCAUUGAGGAGACUGCAGAGGUUGUCAGUGGAUCACAACCAGCUGAUCAGCACCAAAGGACUGAGGGAUGUUUACACCCUCCUCCAACUGAACUGCUCCCACAACCACCUGGCAAGCCUGGAGGGAAUAGACAACAGUCCUCUGCUCAACACACUGGACCUGAGAGCCAACAGCCUUACUGAGCCCCCCAGUCUGAACAACCACGUCCUCCUCAGAGAGCUGAAUCUGGAUGACAACAGCAUCUCCUCCCUGCAGGGCCUCACCGCCUGCUGGCUUCCCCUCCUGCAACACCUCUCUGUGGCUCAAAACAGAAUCACCCAGCUGCCCUCCAUGCCUCAUUUUGUGUCCCUUGCAAAUCUGGAUCUUCGAUUCAACUGCAUGUCAGAGCUGCAGAAUGUGUGUGAGAGUCUCGAGGGAUGUCACUUUCUGCAAGAUGUGCACCUCACAAAGGGUGCAUCAGACAAGAUUGUUGUUAUAUCCACUCUGCAGAAAGCCCUGCCUGGCCUGAGGGCCACUGAUGACCAGGAGACAGACUCCUUUCUGACGCCCCCUACUGUUCACCAGGUCGGCUUGGCUUCAGUCAGCUUCCUAUCAUUCUGUCAGGCUCAGCUUCAGCAGACUCGUGAUCUACAAGAGCGCCACAGCAGGGAGCUCAGUAAUGCCUCGUCGUCUCUGGAAGCUGUCGAAAGCUCCUGCCGACACUUCGCUGAGACUCUGAAGCUGGCUGAGGACCAGAGAUAUGCUCAUGAAUAUGGCGACAUCACUGCGUCUGCAGGUCAAACAAUGCCUGAGGAAACAGUGGACGUGGACAGUACCAAUGCUGAAAUGCUGACUCAGCACUCAGAAAUGGAGUCCAAUAAAAAAGUCAAUCCAAGCUGGGACAAUUUCAGGUGCAGCUCCUGGACCAAGGAGGAGAAGUUAUCUACAGAGAGUUGGCAUGACACAUUAGACAUUGUUACAACAGUUCCAGAGACAGGCCUUCGCUCCUUGGACACAGAGGGACAAACAUUUUCCUCCGAUUUUGAAAUGACAGCUGGGUACAACCAUCAAAACCUGAACCUCAGAAACAGCAAAGCAGCAGUCUUGAUUCAGCAGCGGUGGAGGGAAUACAGACAGAAAUGUGGGAACAUCAGCAGCCCCCCUGCAGCUGAGAAGGGACCGAUAAGAGGAGGAGAUGGAGGAAAGCCAGAGUCAGGACCUUUCUAUAGUAACAGGAGCAUUGAAAAUUAUGCAGCAACUGUCAUCCAGGCGUUAUGGAGGGGCUUCGCUCUGAGAAGGAGGCUCGCGUCUGCUCUUGCUGCUGUCACAUGCCCCAACACCACAGAGGAUGACACAUUUGAGGAGGUGGAUGAAUUUGUCUUUGAUGGGGCAGCACUUGACAAAUCCUGGACUUUGCGGUUUUCUGCAGAUUCACCUUGCAGUGAGCAGCAUGCAUCAGAUCUGCCACUGUCUAUGAAGCCUCCUGGGCCCUUUCCUGAACCCUCCCAGUACACACUCUCACCACCACUGGUACGGAGGUCAAAGCAGGCCUGGCUUGCUGGAGAACAGGUAGCCUCUGCUGGGCGGCGAAUUCCUCCAGAGAGCUCCAGCAGAAGCAAAUCUCCUGCUGCCACUUCAGUGCUCAGUGCUUUCUCUGAAAGAUCAAAAACGAUUUUGGAGGAAUGGGGCUUUAGCGACAGCCGCACAGCUCUUCUAAUGAUCAAGAGAGCUCAGAAGAUGAAAUCGAAGCAGCAGCAGAAGGAAUGUAGAGAUCCCUUAGUCCGCCUUGCUUUGUUCAGAAACUGCAGUUACCCGCUGGGUCCAGUGGAGGAACAAAAGCGACAUGCACCACAAAACAGAAAUUAUAUGAAAGUUUGCAGGGCCGAGCCGGGAGAGAUGAUGGAGCAAGUGAAGCAGGCACAAGUUCAGCACUGGCUGCACACCCAGUCUGACAGGGACUCAGAGAGUGAGCAUUUCUUACCGGAGAUAAGCUCAGAGAUUCUGAACGGAGCCAGAGUGCAGCUCGUGGCUGCCCCAUGGAGCAAAGAACGACAUCAUGCCAGUGGAUUGUGGGCCAGCAGCAGUUUAGCUGUGCAGCCCAGCACAAAGGACAAAUAUCCUCGCAGAAACUCUUUGGGCCAUGCAAGAAAAGAUGUUUCAUCUCCGAAGCGAGUCACGUCUGCUCCGCCAAAAAAAGAGCGCAUCUCCUUCCGAGACAACCCUGUCCAGCUGAGCGGCGGCUGGGGGGGGGGCAAGAAGAGGGACAAAGUGCACAAUUGUGGAUUAAAAUGGACUUGUCUGUCUAUUUGAAUUGGAGAGCUAAGGCGUCGGUCCACAAACAGUGCCCUAGCAGAGGCGGUGAACCUCAGGCUUGGAGGUUCCUUGCUGCAAAUGAUAACUUAAUGAAUGUCAAAACAAAUAGAGCUGCAGGAAAUGCAAGUCUCUCUAUUUAUUUUCCUCCGACAUUUCACUUGCACAUGCCUGGAGAGUGUGUUUUGACUGUACAUGAGCUGACCAGGAUUUUGUCCUGCCCACUCACUGUCUUCCUUUGGGGGGGCACUGAUCCAUCAGGCCCAUAGGAGACGCCAGUGGGCUGCUUCUCUGUCAUCAAACUGAUGUUGUACAGCAGUGAUACUGCAGUGUUCAGAUUUUUAUUUUAUAUACAACAUUAUCAGACAUGUGACUUAUAAACACAUAUUGUUCAUAAGUUCAGAUUUGAUUUAAGACUCAUCUACAGCUAGUGCUUCUGAAAUUAUAUUGUUAAACCAUAGUCCACUAGUCUUCAUUGGAUUUGUUUACUUCUGGGUUAUGAGUACAUAACCUAAGACAUCCAACAUCUAUUGCCUGCUGAAACGAGUGCUCCAUUAGACAAGGUAAAGAGUGUCUCAGCCCAGACUGUGCUUACCUCAAGUCAGCGAAUGUUGUCUGUCCGAGGGGGUUUGGAUCCAAAUCACUCCAAGGACCAGCUUUAAAUGCAGUAAAGGACCAUAAGUGUGCUUGUAAGUUUUAGCUGCAAUGUGUGGAUACUGCACAUUUUGCUCACCGUUUUGAAUGCAUGCUGUACAGUUUUAGAUUUUUGUAAACAGUUCCAAGCAGCCGCUGGUUCCCAUUCCAAAACUAAUUAGCAAACGCACGAAACUUUCUUGAGUUGUGUAAUUAAUCAAAGUGAACAUCAAGUCUGUGUUUUCAUUUUGCCAGCAUUACAUUGGCAUUGCACAGUAAUGCACUUGUCUUAACACAGCCACAAUGUAUCAAUCACAAAAGUGAGCACAGACCCACAGCUCAAGCUAAUUUCAAAGCUGUGAUGAUUGGUUUUUAUAUGUAUGUGUAAAUUAACAGAGACCAACGGCUGCCUGGAAAGAUUGGGAAGUAGAAAUUAUUUGUAGAAAAUGGGCUACGUCAUGCAAAUGUGCAGGAGUUUCUCUUAGCACUGUACUAAGGUAGCUGUGAUGAGAACAGUUCCUCUAGUGGCACUAGCAUCUUGUUGUAGCACUAGACUAAGGCUAAAAGACGACGCAGGACAGACAGACAAACCACAGUUUGUGUGCAGGCAGCAUGAAAAACUAACUGACAUGGUAGUAAUGUGCUGCUCCUCCAAAGGAGCAGUUUAUUAUAAGUGAAUAGUAAAUCAUAAUUGAUUAGAUUUGAUGGAACUCUUUAAAUGCAAAAAUGAUAUAGUUACAUUUUUUUCAGUGAUAUAAGUCUAGAGAAAAUUCAGGAUGUAAAAUGACUGUAACUUCUAAUACCACAAAUAUUUACUGACAAAGGAGAAUUGGUCUUUUUGCCCGCCUCUUUAGCCAAAAUAAAGAAAAUGGAUAUAAGCUCGGAGAAAUACGCUGCAUGUACUUCACCUAAAAAUGUGAACCCAGUGUGUAAAGAAACUGGGGAAAAUUCCCACAAGCCGAAACUCUUAUGCACCAGUCUCUGGAAAAAGCCAGCGCUUAUUUAUUCUCUGAAUUACAGCUGCUGGCUUAUAAUAUCACUUAUAGUAGAUGGCAGUGAGUCAGAGUGACUCUUCACUGCACUGAGGUCACAGGUAGGACACAGAAUCCCUUAAAUCUGGCAGGUGAUUGGCAUUUUAGACAAAGGUGGAGAACAUUUAUGGAAAAAGUGCAUUCAUAUGUACAUGUCCACAUACUGUACAGUGUAAGUCCCUAGAUACACAUAUUUUAUACAUCUUAUAAAAUAUAUGCAUUUAAAAUUUACACUAUGAAAUGUAUCAUUAAAUGCAUGUAUAUACACAGGCACACACAUCUUCUUGGUAUUAAAAUUGUUAUGAUAGGUUAUACAUUCAGAUGUGUUUUUCUAAUAAAGUCUGAUCAUAGGAUAUUAUAUUACUAUAUUUCUGCACUGCAGUGAGACCUGAGAUUACAGGGAGAAGGUGCUUGGAAAGAAUGGAUCAGUGGAAUGACUUAGUUUAACCUGUUGUAUCUGGAGCAAAAGCACCUCCAGGUUAGUCUAACUGGUGUUUCAAUUAUAACCAGCAUCUUUUUUUUUUGCUCCAGGGUUCACUAAUUACUAUAUAAGAAAUUGCUUAUACUUAAGUUGUUGUGUACUAAUGUGUUCCUGCAUCUCCUGUUAAAUGGUAUUUUGGCACUUUGCAGCAUCUAUGUCCGUGGCUGAGAGUAA